AUGGGUUCUCUUUGGCCAUUUUCUACUUGGGGAAUGGAUGUUAUUGGGCCCAUAGAGCCUCCUGCGUCCAAUAGAUAUCGUUUUAUCUUGGUCUCUAUUGAUUACUUCACAAAGUGGGUUGAGGCCUCAACACAUAAGGCCGUAACAAAGAAGGUGGUAGAAGAUUUUGUUUGCAACAACUUAGUCUGUCGGUUUGGAAUUCUAGAGUCGAUCAUAACAGAUAAUGGGACCAAUCUUAAUAGCGACCUAAUGAGAGAGAUUUGUGAAAGGUUUAAGAUCUCUCACCAAAAUUCCACGGCAUAUCAACCACAAAUGAAUGGAGUAGUUGAAGUUGCAAACAAGAAUAUCAAGAGGAUUUUGAGAAAAAUAGUGGAUGGUAAUAGGGAAUGGCAUGAGAAAUUGUCAUAUGCUUUACUUGGAUAUCGCACCACAAUCAGAACUUCUACUGGGGCAACUCCUUACAUGUUGGUCUAUGGGUCGGAAGCGGAGGUUGGUCUAGACGACGCUGAAUGGGUUCGUAGCAGGAUUGAACAGUUGAUGCUUAUUGACGAAAAGAGAUUGGAUGCAGUCUAUCAUGGUCAACUCUAUCAAAAUAGAAUGAUCAAGGCGUUUAACAAGAAAGUCAAGCCUCAUCGAUUCACACCUGGACAGUUGGUAUUGAAGAAGAUAUUCCCUCACCAAGGUAAAGCCAAAGGGAAAUUUGCGCCAAAUUGGCAAGGUCCUUACGUAAUUCAUCAAGUGCUAUCAAGAGGAGCAGUGAUACUUGCAGAAAUGGAUGGCACAGUAAGCACAAAGCUGAUCAACUCAGACACCGUCAGAAGUACUACAUUUGAAGACAUUAGGACUAGUCGUUUCUUUGUCUUUUUGAAUUUUCUCUAA
Capsicum annuum is the source of this 879-nucleotide messenger RNA. RefSeq lists its product as uncharacterized. The record is from RefSeq and is a predicted model, not a curated record. Gene Ontology annotation, biological process: DNA integration. Lineage: Eukaryota; Viridiplantae; Streptophyta; Magnoliopsida; Solanales; Solanaceae. Bases 1 to 879 code for a protein of 292 amino acids. The transcript is spliced from 2 exons. Gene Ontology annotation, molecular function: nucleic acid binding.